Schistosoma curassoni is the source of this 2208-nucleotide messenger RNA. Lineage: Eukaryota; Metazoa; Platyhelminthes; Trematoda; Strigeidida; Schistosomatidae. The record is from the annotation of a GenBank genome assembly.
UUUGAUCUUGGAUAUUCGUUUGUAUGCAUCCACCUCAGUCAGUUGUUCACUGAGUGUUAAUUCUCAGUUACUGAUGCUGUUCGUUUUCUUGUUGUUGGUAGUACCUGUUCUAGGCUUGAAAAACACCAAUGUGACUCGUACGAUACGCUUUAAAGGAAACAUUGUAAAGAUACAUCAUGAUAUUCUACUGAGUGAAACACCUGCUAAGUACCAACUUGUCAUUGAAGAAAGAGAAUGGAAACAUCUGUCCUUCAUCGGUGCAUCGUGUGGAGACCUGAAGUCAUCGCGGAAAGUCCCUGUAAAGCCAACAACCGGCAUGCCUUAUACGUACUCUAUAGAUCUUGGAAAACCGUCGACCGAACAAAUUCAUUUGUUUGUGGACAUUGUAUUAACUGAAUUGUUAGAACCAAGACCUGCUGAGAUUUAUCAAGCUGAUAAGCAGUUCGUCAAGUUUAGUGGCAAUGCUUACUUUUAUUCCCCGUAUCUGACUGACAAUCAGCUAACGUACAUUCACUUGCCAAAGGGUCAACUUCUAACUCACACUGCUACGUCAAUCCCACCUGUCAUAAAUGGAAAUAAUUUAGUCUAUGGUACUUACGAAAGCCGUCCAGCCUUCUCGACGGUGAGUUUUUAUUAUCAAUAAUAAGUUGUUAGGAGCCACUUGUCCUACAUUUCGAGUAUUACGUUCCAUUCCUCACGGUCACUGAUAUGACUCGUCUCAUCGAAGUAUCGCAUUGGGGAAAUAUUGCUGUUGAAGAAACGCUUGAAAUCGUGAACACGGGUGCGAAGUUGCGUGGUUCGUUUUCUCGUUUGGAUUUUGAUUAUGGAGUUGGACAACAGGUAGCAGUCAACUCCCUUAAGACAGUUCUACCACCAUCUGCAAAGGACAUUUACUAUCGCGAUGAGAUUGGCAAUAUAAGCACAAGCACAGUCAAAAACCUGCUAGAUUCCGUGGAGGUGACUCUCGUUCCGCGCUUCCCGUUGAUGGGUGGAUGGAAAACGCGCUACACAAUAGGAUACAACAUCCCAGCCUAUGAGUUCCUCUAUCACAGUGGUUCUAAGUUUGUUCUUGUAAUGCCGUUCAUUGACCGUGUUUACAAGGAUCAAUUCAUUCGCAACUUAACGCUGAAAAUUGUUCUUCCCGAGACUUCUGACGAUAUUCAGUUCGAAACACCUUUUCCAGUUCAUGAACAGCAUUUUGAAAAUUUGAAAACAUACUUAGACACAUCAGGCCGAACCGUUAUUGUCUGCAAAGCUGCAAAUCUUGUCGAUGAACACAUUCAAGAUUUCAAGGUGAAUUAUCGCUUCUUUCUGCCAAUGCUCCUCCGAGAACCUAUGAUGCUGAUUUUAGCUUUCUUAUGUAUAUUCGGUGCUGUAAUUAUUUAUGUCCGCUUGGACUUUUCGAUCUACAAGGAUGAAAAAAAUGAACUUCGCCUUCGAAUACAAACGCUAGUAGAUGAAACUCAAGCCUUGCUAAGAUGUCGUUCUUCUUUGUAUCAAUGUUAUGAAGAUGCCCUGACAAAAUAUAAAGGAUCUAAAGAUAGCGCACAAUUCACAACUGAUCGCCGUAAAUUAGAAGCGGAAUAUAAAAGUCUAAAUCAACAGUUGAUGUCAGUUCAGAAUAAAAUAGGAGAUUUAUAUCCGGAUGGAGUAGAUAAAUUGAACGACAUCAACCAUUUGGAUCAACAAUAUCGUGAUCUAGUUCAAGAAGGUAUCCAACUGGCAGAAAAACUCCUCACUGGCAAGUUGACAAAACCACAAUAUCAGUCCUCAAAUGACGAUUUAUGUUCUAAGAAAGCUGAUAUAAUCUACAGGAUAGAUUCAAUAUUAGAAUGCCUCUAGCAGUAACAAAUAUGAUUCAUGUGUAUAAUUUUUUGUGUUGACUUUAUUUUUAGUCCUUAUCUUCGUGUGCGAUUGUGUUUUGUUAAUUUUUUCUACCAUUAAUGUUUUCCACUUAAUAAAAGACAUUGGAUAAGUUGUUUAUUGUUUGGCCUUAGAGUAAAAACAUCUUACCCGAAUGGUUGCAUAUAUGAUGCUCAGUACAUUCCACUACGUAGUCGUUGUACUGCUUUCGUAUUAUUAUUAAAUCAAGAAUAGAUUACUAUAAGCACCCUAGCAAUUACCGUUUUUUUAUUUACAUCUGCGAGCACUAAAGCCCUAAAUUGUAAUUUAAACAGUAUUUGACUUAAUAUAUGUCGAUUGACGUCA